Molecule: messenger RNA, 2101 nt
Organism: Procambarus clarkii (red swamp crayfish)
Lineage: Eukaryota; Metazoa; Arthropoda; Malacostraca; Decapoda; Cambaridae
Source: RefSeq, a predicted model, not a curated record
UCGUCAGGGAUGGUUGUACUUUGUUGAUCUCCUGGAAGAAGGAAGAAUAGAGUGCCCUGUGUUCGCGGUGAUGUGGUGGAUACUUGUUUUCAAGUGUGAGGAAGCUGUUGUAGUACACCAUUUCUCUGUGAUUUGAGUAUAUUAGAGACGACCUGGAAGUGAGUGUUUGGUCGCACCUGUGUGGAACUCUAAUUGUGUGCUCCUUCAAGAGGAAGGAAGUAAGCAGGAAUUAAACUUAAGGAAGUAAGUUUCUUUGUGAAGCCUGCCGGACGACUCUGUGUACUCGAGUCAGGACUGGAGGAAGCGUAGUGAAUCAGUCCUAAAACGAUUUUGUGGGCAACUUAAGUGAGUGCCAGAGAGUGAGCGCCCCCAAAUUCAUAGAUUUCUGUGGUUUGUGUGGAAAGAAGUUAAUGGAGGAACUUCAAGGCUGGAGAAGAAGUGUAUGCUGAACUCUGAGGUAAAGCAGAGUGAGGAGUUGAACUUCAAGCAGUGUAGGAGAGCUACACAUUUCUUUGUGGAUCCAGUGGAGGAGUGUCACUGAUGUUGGAGUAGGACUUCGUUGGGCAGCAGAUUGGGAGAACUGCUGAAGUGCCUUUCCUGAUUUUUGGAGGACCUAGAUAUAUGCAUUGGUGGUGAGCCUCUAGGAGCAGAACAGAUGAUCAUGUGGACACAUUAGUGACUGAGGGGAGUGUUUGAGUACUUAUUGGCAUGUAAGAUGCAGUGUAAGGAGCUUAAAGUGUGGAGGAAGAUGGGCGAGCAACUGGCGAGUGGGCACGAGGUGGAGGCCAUGAGUGAGGAGUGGCUGGCCAAGAUGGAAAAAGAACAGACGCUCUACAACCAUGGCAUGGUCCGCCUCCUACCUGGCGGCUGGCUCUAUCCCGCCUCCUACUUAGAGUACGCUGACAGGAUCUACAACUUCAAGUUCAGGUCGAGCGACGUGGUGGUGAUGACGAUGCCCAAGUCCGGGACGACGUGGAUGCAGGAGAUCCUGUGGACGAUGCUACACAACCCUGACCUCAACCACCCACAGGCAGAUGAACCCAUUUAUCACAGAUCUCCAGAAAUUGACUUGGAUAUGAUUCUUGAUGGUAAAGGCCUAGAAGGUGUGAGCAUUGACCACUUCAUGAAGGCCUUCCAAGACACUUGUCCAGGGAGGAAGUUGGAAGAUGGUAUGGCUUUCCAGAUGUGCGAGUUGAUCUCAGACCCCAGAGUGAUCAAGAGCCAUCUUCCUCUCUCCUUGCUGCCUUCUGAUCUCCUCGACCAGGCCAAGGUGGUCUACGUGGCUAGGAGCCCCAAGGACGUGGUGGUGUCACUGUACUAUUUCUUCCGUGUGAUGAAGCUCUUUAGCUUCACUGGCAGCUUCGACAGUUUCGUCAAACACUUCAUGAAUAAUGAUUGCAUCGUGGGAGACUGGAGGAACCACUUCUCACCACAGCUGGAGGCGGAGAUGAACCAGUGGAUCCAGAGUCACGCCAGAGACAUUGGCAUCACCUUCAAGUGAGCCAAGGUCGCCAAAGACGCCAACACGUGCUUGACGGACGCCAACACGUGCUUGACGGACGCAAACACGUGCUUGACGGACGCAACACGUGCUUGACGGACGCAACACGUGCUUGACGGACGCCAACACGUGCUUGACGGACGCCAACACGUGCUUUACGGACGCCAACACGUGCUUUACGGACGCCAUCAUGUGCUUGACGGACGCCAACACGUGCUUGACGGACGCCAACACGUGCUUGACGGACGCCAACACGUGCUUGACGGACGCCAACACGUGCUUGACGGACGCCAACACGUGCUUGACGGACGCCAACACGUGCUUGACGGACGCCAACACGUGCUUGACGGACGCCAACACGUGCUUGACGGACGCCAACACGUGCUUGACGGACGCCAACACGUGCUUGACGGACGCCAACACGUGCUUGACGGACGCCAACACGUGCUUGACGGACGCCAACACGUGCUUGACGGACGCCAACACGUGCUUGACGGACGCCAACACGUGCUUGACGGACGCCAACACGUGCUUGACGGACGCCAACACGUGCUUGACGGACGCCAACACGUACUUGAAGGACGCCAACACGUGCUUGAC